AAAAGGAAAGGAAUUGUCUUGGUGGUUCUCUGACGAUAUGGCAGGAGUAAGCGGAGGAUACGCGCUGAUCGCUUUGUGUCUAAUUGUGAAGACGUGCUCUUGUCUGGCUAUUCCCCCAACAAUCUCUGUCAAUACUUCGGGUGAAGAUGUUACACUCUUCAUCUCCCAUCCCCUCGAAUCGCACGUCAUUCAGCUGUACUGUUACAUGGUAACCAAGCUGACGUCUGGCAGCAACGCUGUGAGCGAAACCUGUGAAGAUAGUAAUACGAUGGUGAUUCGGCGACCCACCAUUGGUGAAGUCUUUCAGCUAAGUGCAUACGUCAUCACCGACACUGGUCUGCGCAGCAAGGAGUCUCGCAGUGUUGUGGUUCUUCCCUCUGCUUUUGGCUCAAGCCCUGAGAUGACCACUGUUUGUCCAGUAUUGUCCACCGUGUUCCUGGCUGUGGUCGGAGCGCUGUUGUUACUCGUCAUCAUGUUCACAACACUUACCAUGAUUCUCUGCAGAAGGUUGCGACAUGGAAGGGAAAGAAAGUCGGUAAAGACUCUCGCCUUCACUGAGUUCCCUGAGCAGCAGGGCAAGGGUUUGGAGGGAGACGUUCACUAUCAGCAGCCGCCUGGACAAGACAAGGUACAGGAGGAUGAUCUCUACCUGAACCAUGACAUUGAAGACAGCAACUACGCGGGUGAUGAUGGUCUGUCGUAUGUCGAUGUAGCGGCUCCUGACGUCGAAGAAUACGUUCCCAACGUAAGCGCCGAGCCGUUAGCAAGCUGUGAGACAUUCCUCACAGAUCGCCAGAGCACUGCAUCUCCAGCUGGGUAUGCCGCUCCCAGAGCACAAGCCAGGGCUGUUUCCUCCUUUGGAAAGAGCACAGAGGACGUCGCUGGCCCGGACUUGCAGGCUACAACCACUUCCAGUGGCCAACCUCUCCAGCACCCCUGCGUUACGAAGAGCGUUACGUCCCAGAAGAGCACCACGAACGUAAAAGAACCCAUGUACGUCAAUCACUGAAACUAAUGAGCACCGUGAGCCCAUUGAAAUGCAUCUCGCCACACAUCACCCAACUACACGUGCUCACCGAUUGCCAACACAUCUUGUCCCCAUCGAAUAGCAGAGCAUGCUUGUUUGUUACUGUACUUGCAAUGUGAGCAUUGUUGUAUGUCUGCGUCGCCAUUUCCAACAUAUGAAUACACUCCAUCAUUCACCCCAGUGUCUGGAGAUAUGUGGAUUUUGUAGAAAGAAAAAAAUCGGUCACCGUCACGCUUUGUCCCUGGCAUUCAUGGCGGCAAAGGCAAACAAUAAUGGUCAACACAUGAAUACAAUUCUCCCUUCAGCUAGUCCGUUAAUGUCGAAUGCACAUGUAGGCUACCAUGAAAAUCUCGUUUUCUUCAAUCUCUACCUUUUGGUUUCCAGUGAUCUCAUUUGCGUUCCUCCCGUUUUGUUGCCGUUCUAUACUUUUAUGGUUAGGGACAUGAUGUCACCAUCAGUUACUUUAGCCCUUUGAACUCAGUACAUGUAAGCAUAUUUCAUUUGUAGAAUCAUCAUUGGCAUAUCUCAGUUUUUCAGUUGCUUAUGUUUUCGUACGCUUGGCUUAUGAGUGUAAUUUGUGUUGUUUCAACGGAGUUUUCCUGUUAAACUUCAUCAAUAUUUCCCAGUGCGUAUAUCAAUCACUCUCCUCAAUAUUUCUAUGAUGUGCACAAUCAUUAAUUUUUUAACAGUCACACUGUAAUUGUCCUGGAC
Sycon ciliatum is the source of this 1738-nucleotide messenger RNA. RefSeq lists its product as uncharacterized. NCBI's taxonomy places the organism in Eukaryota, Metazoa, Porifera, Calcarea, Leucosolenida, Sycettidae. The transcript has 3 exons. Bases 38 to 1009 code for a protein of 323 amino acids. The record is from RefSeq and is a predicted model, not a curated record.